Molecule: messenger RNA, 4641 nt
Organism: Fusarium redolens
Lineage: Eukaryota; Fungi; Ascomycota; Sordariomycetes; Hypocreales; Nectriaceae
Product: glucose-6-phosphate dehydrogenase
Exons: 8
Coding region: 1-4641 (1546 amino acids)
Biological process (GO): regulation of transcription by RNA polymerase II; pentose-phosphate shunt, oxidative branch; glucose metabolic process
Cellular component (GO): cytosol; mediator complex
Molecular function (GO): transcription coregulator activity; glucose-6-phosphate dehydrogenase activity; NADP binding
Source: RefSeq, a predicted model, not a curated record
AUGGAGCUCAAGCAGAACACGACAAUCGUCGUGCUCGGCGCUUCUGGUGAUCUGGCGAAAAAGAAGACGUACCCUGCACUUUUCGGUCUUUAUCGAAACCAGUUCCUGCCCAAGGAUGUCAAGAUUGUCGGAUAUGCCCGCACCAAGAUGGACCACGAUGAAUACAUUCGACGCAUCAAGUCAUACAUAAAGACACCCACAAAGGAGACUGAGCAGCAACUCGAGGAGUUCACCCAGCUCUGCACCUACGUCUCGGGUCAGUACGACAAGGAUGAGUCUUUCCAGGGUCUGGAGCAGCACCUCCAGGAGGUUGAGCAAGGCCGCCCCGAGAACCACCGUCUUUUCUACAUGGCGUUGCCCCCCAGUGUCUUCACCAUUGUUUCACAGCACCUGAAGAAGAUUUGCUACCCCAAGAACGGCGUUGCGCGUGUUAUUGUCGAGAAGCCCUUCGGCAAGGACCUUGCCAGUUCUCGAGAGCUUCAAAAGUCGCUCGAGCCUGACUGGAAUGAGCAAGAGCUGUUCCGAAUUGACCACUACCUUGGCAAGGAGAUGGUCAAGAACAUUCUGAUUCUUAGAUUUGGCAACUCUUUCCUCGGCGCCACAUGGAACCGACACCACAUCGACAACGUUCAGAUCACCUUCAAGGAGCCCUUCGGUACCGAGGGUCGCGGAGGCUACUUCGACGAGUUCGGUAUCGUUCGCGAUGUCAUGCAGAACCAUCUCCUCCAGGUCCUUACUCUCCUGGCUAUGGAGCGCCCCAUCUCAUUCAACGCCGAGGACAUCCGCGAUGAGAAGGUUCGCGUUCUCCGUGCCAUUCCAGCCAUUGAGCCCAAGAACGUCAUCAUUGGUCAGUACGGCAAGUCUCUUGACGGUAGUAAGCCCGCCUACCGUGAGGACGACACUGUCCCCAAGGACUCGCGAUGCCCUACUUUCUGUGCCCUUGUUGCUUACAUCAAGAACGAGCGCUGGGAUGGUGUGCCUUUCAUUAUGAAGGCCGGAAAGGCUCUCAAUGAACAGAAGACCGAGAUUCGAAUCCAGUUCAAGGACGUCACAUCGGGUAUCUUUAAGGACAUUCCCCGAAACGAGCUUGUUAUGCGCAUUCAGCCCAAUGAGAGUGUCUAUAUCAAGAUGAACUCCAAGUUGCCUGGUCUCAGCAUGCAAACUGUUGUUACUGAGCUGGAUCUCACCUAUCGACGACGAUUUUCCGACCUCAAGAUCCCUGAGGCAUAUGAAUCGCUUGUACUUGACUGCUUGAAGGGCGACCAGUCCAACUUUGUUCGCGACGAUGAGCUUGACGCCAGCUGGCGCAUCUUCACCCCUCUUCUCCACUACCUUGAUGACAACAAGGAGAUUAUUCCCAUGGAGUACCCUUACGGCUCUCGUGGUCCUGCUGUUCUGGACGACUUCACCUCCUCCUACGGUUACAAGUUCAGCGACGCUGCUGGCUACCAGUGGCCAACAACCAAUGCUGCUGCUCCUAACAAGUUGUCUUCAUUCGUUACCCCAGCGCCUCUGAAGACUCCUCGCCAUCCACCUCGCCCUGAUAUCAACAACUACAACCAACCACCUACUCCCUCCAGGAUGAGCGAUCCUGCCGGCGAAAUAGUCCACAUCACUCAGGGCUACAUACCACUCUCUAAGGUUCUUACGCGACUCGCGCAAUCGACACACAAUGCGCUCCAAGAUCAGAUUGCCGCAUUGGCAAAGAUGCCUUUGCCUGCUGCCGCCAUGAACGGAAACUCGACGGCACCGAACAGCGACGUUGAAGACGGAUCUGGCGAAAAUAUCGCCAAGAAGACAUCGAUAUUGAACUUUGCCAUGAGGGAGCAUCGAAAAUGGGUUAAAGCGCUUGUCAUUACAGAAUGGAGUCGAAAGGCCGAUAUGGUUAGCAAGCUUAUUGACCUGAGAUUUCACCUUCAAGGGCAAGAGGUCUUGUUUUCCGGGGCCCUUGAUGUUAUGGGUCACGUCAAGAGGGAUUUGACAUUUGCGAGAAUGCCAAGUCCUGACCUGAAAACAGCCCUUCAAGUAUUGUCAACUGGAGAGGCAGCCUGGAUGCCUGAUCUCUCCUACAUCGAACCGCCUCCCUUAACACGACAGGAACAGAUUCAGUGGAUCAGCGAUCUCGACACUCAACUAUCAUUGCGACUUAACCUCGAAGAUUUCGACAAGAUCCCAUAUCACUUCAGAAACUAUGAAAUCGAUUCCGGCCGAGUAACAUUUAAAGUUGCGGGAGAAUUCGAGGUCGAUCUCACAAUCGCAGACGAAGAUUUCGAGAAGCAGUUUUGGUUCAUCGACUUCCGGUUCGCUUUCGAGCCAGCAGCAUCAUCGAUUCCUGACGGUCUAAAGAAUUAUCUAGAGGGGCAAGUGAACGAUAUCCUAAGCAAAGACGGACUCUUAGGCUGUUAUCAAUUCCUACACGAACUGGUCCUCACCCAUAAGCUCAACGAGCUCAAGAGGCAAGCAAGUCAACUCAGCAGAGGCUCUUGGACGGGAACACUCAAGGUCGAGCCACUCAACCGAGCUUUGGCAAUUCAAUAUUGGACUUCGCGCGCACAGCUUGGUAGCCCGAAGAGCUGGAUAUUGAUCGCCGCCAACAGCGGCCGGAAACCAAAUGGGCAACCUGACCCGAAGUCGUCAAGUCACUUGAUAGCGAAAUGGUAUCGAGACAACAAGGAGGUGAAGGACGCGAAUAUCUCUUUCGAUGCCGACAACUUAUCAGCCGAGACCCUUCUAAAGACGGUUAUCGGUCGUCAUAUUGAAUUCCUUCUGGGCAGCAUACAUAGCAGAUUGCAAUCCUUCCCUCGUUUUCAAAAUCGCGAUGCUGUUAUGAUUUUGAACAUUUCUCACGAUGAUCCCGCGACUUCAUCUUUAAGUAUGCAGGUCGGUUACAAAGACAGUGCAUCCUUACUUGUCGAGCCAACAACCGGGGUUUUCGCUGUUAAGCCUCAUUCGAAGUUCACUAUUCAACAUGAGCAUUUAUUAAAUAACGGAAAGAAUCCGGCGGAUGAUGGCGCGACAUGCUUGGAGAAUGUGAGAUGUGGAGUUAUGGAAGAUGAACUUAUUCGCCGCGGAAGCACGACAGGCUGGAAUAUUAAGAAGAGCCCCCUGAGUAAGGACGAGUUGCGAUCUUUGACCAAUACCCGCGAAUGGACCAAAACUAUUUGGCUCCACAGAACUGGCUGGGACCCAAACUGGUUUGUUAUGGUCAUGUUAAGUCCGAGCGGGGAUGUUUGGUGGCUUGUUGACGUCAGCCGAAAUGCAAAUGGACAGUCCACUCGCUUGUCAUCAAAGCUUCCUCUCAAUAGGGGCUAUCCUCACCUUGAAGAUGAGUUCUGGAAUAACCUGACCCUGUUCGCGACUGGCAUGAUUGCUCAGGCAGUGGACCAACACGAGCUUUAUCGGCAUAACAUCAAGUUCCUACUGCAAGACACAAGAAACUGGUCUCUUCCUCAGCAGGUCCGACUUCCAACUCUCGAAAUCUCUCUCUCAGAUAUCUUCCCAUCUAUGGUCUUUGACAGCGCAGAGAAGGAUAAUGCAAAGGCUGCAAAUGAGUCCAGCGCUGGUACAGAGACUUCCAGGCUUGGACCAGUCGUGCCAACUGCUUCCACGUCGGGCAUUUCAACUAGGCAACCGUGGGCGAACGACAUUGUCUCAAUCAGGUUCAAGGGGGUUGAGCCUGUAGACAAAGAUGCCUCUGGUGCAGAUGGCCCCAUUUCGGAUGUCUCUUUUAUGUGUAUUUCCGAUGCUAUCAUCAAGGUUCGCAAACCUGCGAAAUUCACCAUGCUCAAGGGCCACAUGGUUGGUCGCGAUGUCUCUUGGAAUGCGCGAUCGGGCGAGUUUUGCUUACGAAUGCGUUCAAAAAUCGGACAAUCUAUCUUGGAGAACCUGAAGGCUCGGGUCAAAGCCGUGGAUCGGUUCGUCAGCUUCUUCGAAUCAUUGGAUAAGGCCAGAGGCUUUAUCAAGGCCGAGUCAGUGAGCUUGAAGGAGGUGACUUUCUCUUAUGGACCUCCAACAUUACAGACGGUCGACAACACUGAGGCUUCGCGUCUCUGGAGAGUGGCACUGAAUCUCUCCAACAAUGAUAUUGACAUUCAGGUGCAGGAGACUAAUCCUCAUCUUCCAGUCACUGAUUUGAUGCAAAAGCUCGUCAAUGGUGCCAAUGGUAUUGGGGCUCUUAUGGACUGGCUCCCCCUGUCCCUACCAACCAUGGAAGCUUUCAAGAAGAUCAGGGAGGCAUGGUCAGAUAUCGAAGCCCGUCGUCAGGGGCGAUUCAAGUUUAUAAUGAAUUCAACGGAUGAGAUGUCAUUUCAGUACAUCCUCGCCGGAACUGGCCCUGGAAACCAACCGGUCCAGCACAGCAUCACAUUCCUCGGCCAGAUCAAGCAGCGUCGAGGCGAACCAUGGUGGCAUAUCGAGCGGAAGACUCGCUCCAGCGGCUGGCCUUCGCCAAACGAUGACUUCUCUGCAGCACUCAAGCCCGUUUGGGAUGGAAAGGGGGAUGAUUGGAGCGGUCUUGUCACUGGAGCAGCGGGCCGACCAGAGCAUGGUAUCAUCGGUCUUCUUCUUGCUAUCGACGAAGCUAUCCGGCCACUGGCUGGCUCGACUUUCCAAAACAACUCGGAGGUGGUCGUCUUGGAGUAA